Molecule: messenger RNA, 3186 nt
Organism: Carassius auratus (goldfish)
Lineage: Eukaryota; Metazoa; Chordata; Actinopteri; Cypriniformes; Cyprinidae
Product: serine/threonine-protein kinase 26-like
Exons: 11
Coding region: 439-1677 (412 amino acids)
Biological process (GO): protein phosphorylation; negative regulation of cell migration
Cellular component (GO): cytoplasm; Golgi apparatus
Molecular function (GO): protein serine/threonine kinase activity; ATP binding
Source: RefSeq, a predicted model, not a curated record
GAUUGCAGUGUGUGGUGAAGCUCCUGAUGGUGGCAGCAGCUUCAGUGACGCAGCGUCUGCGUGCUCCACCCAACGGCCAGAGCUUCGCGAGCGCCGCGCGAGUCAUGGCGUCAAAGAGGAUCUCCUGAAGAACAAACUCCGCGCAAACUCUCGCCGAAACCGCGUAACAAGCCUCCGACGACCGUCCGGAUCUCACACAAAACACUAGAAGUCCGCCUGACGAAGGAAUGAAUCAUGGUUACCGUGUGUCGACUUUGAAGCUAGCAGAGCGCAGCUAGCUCAAGAGUUUGGCGUCGCGACGAGUUUCGCGAACAGUGUGAACCGAGUGUAAAUAGAGUAAUAUAUGUAAUUUAACACACAGUAGUGUGAGGAAAGGAACUCUUUAAGGGUCUCUCCGAGAGUUUGUUCGUGGUGUAGUGUGUGUGUGGACGGUUGAAGAUGGCUCAGUCGCCGGUAUCUGUUCAAGUUCCUGGAAUGCAGAACAGCCGAACAGACCCUGAGGAGCUGUUCACCAAACUGGAGCGGAUCGGGAAGGGCUCGUUCGGUGAGGUGUUCAAAGGCAUCGACCGCCGCACGCAGAACGUAGUGGCCAUCAAGACCAUCGAUCUCGAAGAGGCAGAAGAUGAGAUCGAAGACAUCCAGCAGGAGAUCACUGUACUCAGCCAGUGUGACAGUCCUCAUGUCACCAAAUACUACGGCUCUUACCUAAAGGGUAGUAAACUAUGGAUCAUAAUGGAAUAUCUGGGAGGAGGUUCGGCUCUGGAUCUGCUGAGAGCCGGACCCUUUGACGAAUGCCAGAUAGCCACCAUGCUGAAGGAGAUUUUGAAAGGUUUGGACUACCUGCACUGUGAGAAGAAAAUCCACAGGGACAUAAAAGCUGCCAACGUGUUGUUGUCUGAGUCUGGAGAGGUGAAGCUGGCAGACUUCGGUGUGGCGGGACAGCUGACAGACACGCAGAUCAAGAGAGAGACGUUUGUAGGGACACCCUUCUGGAUGGCUCCCGAGGUCAUCCAGCAGUCUGCCUACGACUCGAAGGCUGAUAUUUGGUCUCUUGGGAUCACUGCCAUUGAGCUGGCCAAAGGUGAGCCCCCGAACUCAGACAUGCACCCCAUGAGAGUGCUCUUCCACAUCCCCAAGAACACACCGCCCACCCUCAACGGAGACUUCUCCAAGAAUUUCAGAGAGUUUGUGGACUCCUGUCUCAACAAAGACCCUACAUUUAGGCCAACAGCUAAGGAACUCCUGAAGCACAAAUUCAUCUUGAAACAUGCCAAGAAGACGUCCUACCUCUCCGAGCUCAUUGACCGGCUGAAGCGCUGGAAAGCCGAGGGUCACAGCGAUGGAGAAUCGAGUUCUGACUCUGACUCGGAGCCCAGCAGCAAGGACAGCGACUCGUCUCCUGAGUGGUCCUUCACCACCGUCCGGAAGAAGAAGAAGCCGGAGAAGACGCAGCCCAAUGGACUGGACGGAGAACUGCAGAAGAAGUCGAGCAGUUUAACCACCGUCAUGGCUCCUGUUUUCUCAGAGCUGAAAUCCCAGCACAGUGACGAUGACACGACGAGAGUCCUGGAGCAGCUGGAGAAGAGCCUGCAUGUGGCUGAAGACAUCUGUCCCGGAGUCACAGACCGGAUGAUCAGCCACAUCCUGGAGAGGGUGCAGAGGUUCUCUAUGAGUUAGUGCUGCAUUGAGAAACACCCUCCUUCUGCUGUCAGCCCUGAUGACUGCACCUUAACACACUCACACGUGUACAGAGACGAGAGGAACGCGGGGUCGCACACACACUAUCUUAUCAUAACCAAAAGGAAUUCUUCUUCUUUUUUUUUUUUUGUCCCAAAGAAUGGAUAUAUAUAGUGUGUGUUCAACUGUAUUUAUACAAUUUUGCCACAUGCUUUUCUAUUAGUCUUCUGCUGGUGCCCAAGGAUGUGUUACACUGUUAUUUUAUUCCACAUUUUACUUUAAAAGACACACAAAAAAAUUGUUACCGGUCGAGUAGAUCUGCUCUACAGCGCAUUAGGUUUGCAUAUAUUUAUGUAUUUGAUGUCCCAAUCCAUUACUUUAUUUUAAACUAUGAUCAAUAAUAUACACGUUUGGUAGAUUAACAGUUUCUUUUUCUUCGUCUUGGUUUGGGAUUUCUUAGUUUCUCUCGACACACUGUUAACUGUAGCAUUGCAGAACUGCUGUAUGGGAUCACAUGCAUAUCAUAUCGGUCAAAAUGAAUAGAAAUACCUCAUUCAAGCAAUCAGAAAAAGAAAGACGGCUCCUUGUUAAUGAAGAUCGAUCAAAUUGAAACUGCUAGGAAAACCAGAGGAAUUUUGCUGUGCAAAAGCUACCUCCGCUUCGGGCCCGUUACAAUAGGGAAUUUCACUUUUAUUCUUUUCACUUUUUUUUUUUUUUUUUUUUUAAUUUGCAAAAUAAUUUGUUUUAAAUUCAUAGACCUUUUAGUACGCAGGACUGUAGCGAAAUAUUUAGUUUCUCAGUAACACCCUCUUUUUUUUUAUAGUGUCUUGUUUUUUUUUUUAGCUAUUUUUUUAAUACAAGGGUAGAAUUAUACUGUAUUUUUGAAGGAAAUAUGCACUUGUUUUGUGUUUUAAUAAACACUUACUUUGAGUAGAUCUAAAGGCAGCCUCCUUCUGUAAGUGAUGGGGGAAUUUCUACACAAACUGAUGCAUUUAAGCUACCCGAAAAGACAGUCCAUGAUAGGCAGCAGUAUAGAAAUUCAAUCUCAAUGCAAAUUUCUUUCAUGCAAGGGAUUUAUUUUAUUUUUCCCGAGCUUGUAAAGAAACUCGAGGGUGCCAUUGCUGGUGUGGAGCUCAUAUUUGCUCCUGUUGGCUCGGAGAGACUGUGCCAACGUUGCAUCCCAUUGUGCCUAAAUCUCACUUUUUUAUGUAUAUGAUGUUAUUGUCUUCUCAAACAGCUUUAAAACGAAAUUUCACACACGUUGCCAGACUGCUGGAAGAUUUUAGAGCAAUAAAGGCGUUUAGUGGAUUUGUAUAUUUCUUUAUAGAAAUUUAGAUGCAGAAGCUGUAGGUUUUGUACAUUUCUUCACCAGAGCUUUUGUAAAUUUAAGACGCCAGACAGAAAUCUUUCUAGGUUGUAUCAUAUAGAUGCUGUUCUCUUCGUUUUUGGACUUUAACUGUUACAGAUAAGUUUUUGUUUGGUGUGGCAAAUAAAAUUUAAAUUAUGAUA